This is a messenger RNA of Symbiodinium pilosum, 1049 nucleotides long. NCBI's taxonomy places the organism in Eukaryota, Dinophyceae, Suessiales, Symbiodiniaceae. The record is from the annotation of a GenBank genome assembly.
GCUUAAUCACUGGAGGCGUGACCGGCUACCUGUACUACAUGGCGACUGAGAGCUUGAAUAGGCACUUGAGAGAAACAGGUGAAGGUCGUAUCGAACGAAUUGACACCUACUGCGCGGCGGUCCAGUCUUGGCAAACUGGCACCGCCAACGAAUUAGACAACUUCGUGUUUUCUGCCCGCCUGGGGGCAGCGGGCCACGAAGUUCCGUGCAGCAUCUCAUCUGUGCCGAACGCCUACGACAAGAACGUGUCACAAAGAUCCGAUGGCAAAUGCAGCGACUACGAGGUCAAGACCGUUCGCUGCAACGUGUCGGAAUUGAUUCCUUCGCCUGUGUUUGACUCUUUGUAUACGAUCGAGCUUGUCGGCAAAGAGCCCGGUAGAGCCUUCAGCCGAACGAUUGGACAGGCCGUAGUGCAGGUCCUCACGGAACGUGUUUGGGACCUGAUUGAUUCUGAUUAUGUCAGCAGCAAGUGUGGCAUGGGGGCAGAUUUCGACUGCCCACGGCGAAAUCGACAGCGGAACUGCGACGACCUAGAAGGGCAGCCCCUCGAUGAGGAUGUCAAGCAAUGCACAGCACGGCAUCGCCUUGCCAGUGCAUCCCAUGAGAUGGCGCCGUGCUGGGUGAUGAAGCCGAGCAUGGAGGCCCAGAAGACUUUUGCCUUCGUCGAUAUGCAGUGGCCCCAACCCCACGAGUCUGUGAAUCCUGUGACGUCGGACUACCUUUUUCGGUGCACGCACGGUGUGGAUGAUUCUGGCCAGAAGGUCAUCCAGCACAUGACCGGUACUUCUUUGGAGAUGUCAGAAACCGCAAUGCUGGAAAUCCUGGAUGAGGCGGAGCUCACAUUUCGCCACUACCAGGACCCUUACGUUGUUGCCUCAAAGCUGACGGACUCAACUUUCGACCUGGGCGCGCCGCAGGAUUCUUCUCUUGUGCUUAUCAUUUUCGUAUUCAUGUGGGCUGCUUGCGGCACUUGCUGCUGGUGCAGCUUCACCUGCAAAGCGGCCAUCGCCGCUUGCCCAUCGGACGACACAGAAACCGGAAGUGCUUAA